Molecule: messenger RNA, 1521 nt
Organism: Micropterus dolomieu (smallmouth bass)
Lineage: Eukaryota; Metazoa; Chordata; Actinopteri; Centrarchiformes; Centrarchidae
Gene: derl2
Product: derlin 2
Exons: 7
Coding region: 52-771 (239 amino acids)
Biological process (GO): endoplasmic reticulum unfolded protein response
Cellular component (GO): Hrd1p ubiquitin ligase ERAD-L complex; endoplasmic reticulum membrane
Molecular function (GO): ubiquitin-specific protease binding; misfolded protein binding
Source: RefSeq, a predicted model, not a curated record
UUUGUGGAAUGACGUGUCAAGAAAGUGCCGGAAGCUUUCAGUCUGUCCAAAAUGGCUUACCAGACAAUACAGCAGGAGUACUUACAGAUUCCUGUUGUUACCAGGGCAUAUACAACCGCCUGUGUCCUCACAACAGCUGCAGUGCAACUAGAGAUCAUCACACCAUUUCAGCUAUACUUCAAUCCGGAUUUGAUUCUAAGGAGUUACCAGGUAUGGCGACUAAUAACCAACUUCUUAUUUUUUGGUCCAGUUGGCUUCAAUUUCCUGUUCAAUAUGAUUUUUCUGUACAGAUACUGUCGUAUGCUAGAGGAGGGCUCUUUCAGGGGACGAACAGCUGACUUUGUCUUCAUGUUCCUCUUUGGUGGGCUUCUGAUGACUAUAUUUGGCACUUUUGUGAGUCUGGUGUUCCUUGGCCAAGCCUUCACUAUCAUGCUGGUGUAUGUGUGGAGUCGGCGAAACCCAAACGUUCGCAUGAAUUUCUUUGGCCUGCUGAAUUUCCAGGCACCCUUCCUACCCUGGGUGCUGAUGGGAUUCUCACUUCUUCUGGGCAACUCCAUCAUCGUGGAUCUUUUAGGUAUCGCAGUUGGUCAUGUGUACUACUUUCUGGAGGAUGUUUUCCCCAACCAGCCAGGUGGUGGAAGGUGGCUGAAGACCCCAUCUAUCAUAAAGAUGCUGUUUGACACUCCAGAGGAAGAUGCCAACUACAACCCCCUGCCUGAGGAGCGCCCGGGAGGGUUUGCCUGGGGAGAGGGACAGCGCCUUGGAGGUUAAAUAUGCCCCCAGGUCACGUGCCUUCCAUGGACAUUCCCUCAGAGAGAUGAAGGGGACAAACAUGGUCUUUGUUUUUGACAUGUUUGUUUAGUUCUGGAUGAAGAAUGCCAAACAAUCCGAACUGGUUUGGAGAUAACCGUCUGUUGUCUUUGUAUAUGGGCUUAAAUCAUCCUCAGAAACUCUUUUUGAUGCCAGAUCGUUGCUCUAAGACUAUUUGAGAGAACUCAACCUUUGGAUGGAACUUUGGACGGUGAGCCUUUGGGCUUAGGUGACGUUUGUCUUCAUCUUAGAAAUAAAUAUAUUGAUAUAAAACGACUGUCAUAUGAAAGAGGAAAAAAAUAACAGCAGUAAAAUAUUAUGAAAAUGGAAUUAUUCAGAUGGCAAGAGCUUUUUUUUUUUUCAUUUCACUUUUUAAAAAAAUAAAUGUGUGUGGCAUAUGAUGUUUUGGUUUCAUCUCUUUGAACUGUAGUAAUAUUGCAUGAAACCAAAGCCAUCUCAACAAAGUAGAUUAAUUGAUUCAUACAAAUAAUAUAAUAGUUAGUUUAAAGGAUCUUUUAACUUCUCUACAGAGCAAGUUAUUGCAACAUCCAAAUAACAAGUUUUGUAUUCUGUCUUCAACUUCAGUCCAGCUUUCCCUCCACACUGUACUCCUUUUUUUUAUUCAUUUGAUACAAACAGCCUUAAAUCUGAUGUGUAGUAAGUAAACAGUCUAUGGGUAAUACACAAUCACAAUACACACUCUGCUUUCAA